Theileria annulata is the source of this 411-nucleotide messenger RNA. RefSeq names its product histone H3, putative. The coding region runs from base 1 to 411 and encodes 136 amino acids. NCBI's taxonomy places the organism in Eukaryota, Apicomplexa, Aconoidasida, Piroplasmida, Theileriidae. The record is from RefSeq and is a predicted model, not a curated record. Gene Ontology annotation, molecular function: protein heterodimerization activity; DNA binding; structural constituent of chromatin. The transcript has a single exon. Gene Ontology annotation, cellular component: nucleosome.
AUGGCUAGGACUAAGCAGACAGCCCGUAAAUCAACUGGUGGUAAAGCACCCAGAAAGCAACUUGCCUCUAAGGCCGCAAGAAAAACUGCCCCCGUCACCGGUGGUGUCAAGAAACCACAUAGGUAUCGUCCAGGUACCGUCGCCCUUAGGGAAAUUAGGAGGUACCAAAAAUCCACUGAGCUCUUGAUAAGAAAAUUGCCAUUCCAAAGGCUCGUACGUGAAGUAGCUCAAGAUUUCAAGACUGACUUGAGGUUCCAAUCAAGCGCAGUCUUGGCACUCCAAGAAGCUGCAGAGGCCUACCUCGUUGGCCUCUUCGAGGACACCAACUUGUGUGCUAUCCACGCUAAGAGGGUUACCAUCAUGCCAAAGGAUGUACAUUUGGCCAGGAGACUCAGAGGUGAGAGAGCAUAA